AUGGGAGACCACAUGAGCGCUGGAGUGUUUUCUGAGGAGUCACUCUGCAACCUGCUGUGCGUGGAGGGCUGUGUGUGCGACAGCGGGUACCUGCUCUACAAUGACCAGUGCGUGCCCAGCCAGCAGUGUGGGUGCUGGCACAACGGGCAGCACUACCCCGUGGGCUCUGAGUUCUGGACGGACAACACCUGCUCGUCAAAGUGCACGUGUCCCGCGCGGGGAAGCAAAGUCCAGUGCUUUAAUGCCUCAUGCCCUGCGGGCCAGUUCUGCGGGGUGCAGGAUGGGAGACCUGAGUGCCUCGAGCAAUCCUACGGCAUCUGCCAUGUCCACGGUGACCCUCACUACAAAACCUUUGACGAGGUGACGCACGACUUCAUGGGCAACUGCACCUACACCCUGGCCAAAUUGUGCUCCAACACCACCUCCCUGCCCUACUUCAAUGUUGAGGCCAAGAACGAGCAUCGUGGGAACAGCAGAGUGACGUACGUGCGCGAAGUCCUGGUUGAGGUGUACGGAGAGCGCAUCACCAUUGUCAAGGAGGAGACGAGCCAAGUGCUGGUGAACAACGUGCGCCAGACCUUGCCGGUGAGCGCAGCGGGAGGUGCCGUCACGGUAAGCAGGAGCGGCCGCUACAUCGUCCUGGAGACAGACUUCAACCUCAGAGUGUCCUACGACACUGACCACUCGGUGGAGGUGAAGGUGCCCACCACCUACUUCAACCUGACCUGUGGCAUGUGUGGGAACUUCAACAACCGUAGAGAGGAUGAGUACAUGAUGCCCAACGGGCAGCAAGCCGCAGACUCCAAUGAACUGGGGGAGAGCUGGCAGGUCCCAGACAGUGACUCGUCUUGCGGUGUCCCCGACCCUUCCCCACCCUGCAGUGCAGAAGAGGAGAAGCUCUACCAAUCAGACCAGUUCUGUGGCAUGCUGACUGCCAGGCCUGGCUCUUUUGAGAACUGUCACGCUGUGAUCAACCCCCAGAGCUACUUUGAGACCUGCUUGUAUGACCUGUGUGCCCUGAAUGGUGGCCAGGAGGUCCUGUGUGCUGCUCUGGAGGCCUAUGCUGAUGCUUGCCAAGCAGUCGGUGUGACUCUUCUUCCCUGGAGGAAUGCCACCUUCUGCUCCCUGCUGUGCCCCGACAACAGCUACUAUGACCCCUGCAUGACUGGCUGUCCUGCCACCUGUGUUGACCAACAAGCCCCACAGAACUGCUCCAAGCCCUGCAUGGAGGGCUGCGCGUGUACCUCUGGCUUCCUCCUCAGCGGAGACACCUGUGUGCCCGAGGCCCACUGUGGCUGCCUCUUUGAGGGCAACUACUACAGCGAAGGCGAGUACUCUGUGAGCGAGGACUGCGCUCGCCAGUGCCGGUGUGAAGCCAACGGCCAAAUGGUUUGCUCUCCAUUGUCCUGUGGUGAGGACGAGGUCUGCAAGAUCCAGGAUGGCCAGAGGGGCUGCUACCCAGCCAGCAUUGCUCUCUGCCACAUCUACGGCGACCCGCAUUACAGCACCUUCGAUGGGAAGCUUCACCACUUCCAGGGCUCUUGCAACUACACAGUGGUGACAGGCUGUGACAACUCCUCCGUUGGGUUCAGUGUCACCACCCGCAAUGAACAUCGUGGCAGCCAGAGCUGGACAGCUCUGAAUUCGGUGGCACUGUCCAUGGAAGGCCUCCACAUUGCACUGCGCGAGAACAAGGCUGUCUACAUCAACGGUGCUCUGGCCUCCCUGCCUGCUUCUCCUGCCCCCGGUGUAAACAUUUCCCUGAGUGGCUCCUACGUGCGGGUUUCUACCGAGCUGGGCCUGCAGCUGCUGUUCAAUGGGGGUGAUGAGCUCCUAGUGAAGGUGUCUGAGAAGCACAAGGGCAAGCUGUGUGGGCUGUGUGGGACGUACACUGGGAGCCAGCAAGAUGACUUCAUGCGGCCCGAUGGGGUUGUCGUGCCCGACUUCAAUGACUUUGGAGCCAGCUGGAUGGUGCCGGAUGAUGAGUGGCCGUGUGACCCAGCCAUCAGCCCGCCCGCAUCCUGCUCCCCCUCUGAGGAGGAGGCAGCUAAGGAGCAGUGUGCAAUCCUCACGCAACUUGGUGGCCCGUUCCAGCCAUGCCACGCAGUUCUACCACCCAAGACGUACUUUGAGAGCUGCGUCUAUGACCAGUGCGCCACGGGCAGCAGCACAGAGCAGCUCUGCAGUGACCUGGAGGCCUAUGCCUCAGCGUGUGCUGAGGCAGGCGUUUCUCUGGGAGACUGGAGCGCUGGCACCGUCUGUGAUCCAUCGACACCAAAACCCACGCUCCCCUUGCCAGGAACUACAACGCAGCCUCCACGCACGCCAUCACCACCAAGACCCACACCGAGCUCAGGUCCACUCCCUUCUACAACAUCGACCCCAUUGCCAGGCACCACGACACAGACAACACAAGAAACACAACCACCGUCACCAGCACCUGGUACAACUUCAGCUGCACCAACAGCCUGCAAUAUGUCCUGCACAUUUGAUGUCGGCUUCUGUGGGUGGGAACAGGCAACCAGUGACAACUUUGACUGGACAAGGCACAAGGGGCCAACACCCACGCCAGAUACCGGCCCAUCCCAAGACCACACAACCGGAGAGGGCUACUAUAUCUACCUGCAAGGAAGUAAUCAAAAGCCGGGCGAGGCAGCCCAGUUGGUCAGUCCAGUGUGCGGUUCAGAAGGACCACACUGCUUCCGCUUCUGGUAUCACAUGUACGGAGCGGCUGAAGCAAUGGCUCUGCGGGUGUAUGUAGUUCACAAUGAAACAUCAACACUGGAAUGGAAAGAGGCUGGAAACCAAGGGGACAGAUGGAACUUGGGAGAGAUCACGGUACACAGCAAAGGGAACAUGCAGAUUGUCCUGGAGGGCAUGAUAGGUGAAGAUUUCCGGAGCGAUAUAGCAUUGGAUGAUCUGUCCAUUGAAAAAGGAUACUGCACAGGUCCAUCCACCAGAGAACCUGGAACUGCCUUGCCAAACACAACUCAGCCUCCUCAUACACCUAGACCCACACCAAGCUCAGGUCCAUCGACACCAAAACCCACACUCCCCUUGCCAGGAACUGCAACGCAGCCUCCACGCACGCCGUCACCACCAAGACCCACACUGAGCUCAGAUCCAUCGACAACAAAACCCACGCUCCCCUUGCCAGGAACUACAACGCGGCCUCCACACAUGCCAUCACCACCAAGACCCACACCGAGCUCAGGCCGUGCUUUCUGCAGUGCCUCUGGGGAUCCACAUUAUAACACUUUUGACCAAAGAGUUCAUGAUUUCAUGGGAAAUUGCACUUACACCCUGUCCAAAGUGUGCAACGUCUCUGAGGGGCUUCCAUACUUUGAUGUAUCCACAACGAAUGAGCACAGAGAAGCCAACACCGAAGUCUCUUAUGUGAAGUCAGUGCAAGUGGAAGUCUAUGGCAACCAUAUAUCUUUGCUGAAAAACAAGAAAGUGAAUGUGAAUGGCAGCAGAAUGAACCUGCCUGUAUAUAUUGAAAAGAAGAUCAGUAUUCAAAGCACUGGUGGAUAUGUUCUCUUGGAAACUGACUUUGGACUGUGGGUGAGAUAUGAUGGAAAUCACUAUGCAGAAAUCUCUGUGCCCUCUGAUUACAGUGGUCUGCUCUGUGGCCUCUGUGGUAAUUAUAAUGGUGAUCCAAAUGAUGACAACAUGAAGCCUGAUGGUGGCACUGCGAGUGGUUCCACUGAUCUUGGACAAAGCUGGCUUGUGCCUGAAAAUAACACCAUAUGCUCCAGCGGAACAGAACAGCAGUGUGAUCCUGUGCUGGAGAGUGAAGCAAACAAGAACACAGCAUGUGGCAUGAUCACAGACCCAACAGGAAUCUUCAAGGAUUGUCAUUCCAGAGUGCUUCCGGAAAAUUUCUUUGACAACUGUGUUUAUGACAUGUGUUUCACUGAUGGACAGGCAACAUCCUUGUGCUAUGGACUGCAGGCCUAUGCUGAGUCAUGUAUCAACGCUGGGAUAUGCAUAGAGUGGAGGAAUGCUACUCUUUGCCCAAUAUCCUGUUCUGGAGGUAGCAUCUACAAGAGCUGUGGCACUAGGUGUCCCUCUACCUGUUUGAACAUGUCAGCAACCGAUUCCUGCAGUUCCUUGCCAGUGGAAGGUUGCUUCUGUAAGGAAGGCUAUGUUUUGAGUGGAGAAAAAUGUGUGCCAGAAAGCAGCUGUGGUUGUGUUGAUGAAAAAAACCAGUAUCGUGAGCUGGAUGAAAGCUGGUUUACCAGUUUUCCCUGCACUGAACGCUGCACCUGCAAGGCUAAUAACACCAUUGAAUGCACAUCCUGGGAGUGUGGAGUCCGAGAGGAAUGCAGUAUUCAGGAUGGAGUGCUGGGAUGUCAUUCCAAUGGCCAAGCAACAUGUCAAGUGGCAGGAGAUCCCCACUAUUUCACUUUUGAUGGAAUGAUGUACACUUUUGUGGGUACCUGCACCUACACCUUGGUUGAGGUUGUCAACACCAACAGUAUUAUUCCUAUAACCAUCCUUGGCAAGAAUGAAGACAGAGGACUAAGAGGGGCCACAUACCUGAAAGAAGUCUACAUAGAUGUGUAUGGUGUACGAAUCACCCUUCAGAAAAACCAAGGAAUCCUGCUGAACAAUGAGAGAGUCUACACUCCAUUGGAGAACCGAUUGCGAGGCGUGUCCAUUGGAAAUGUUGGCAGAUUUAUAGCAGUGGAAACUGACUUCGGUGUGAUAGUAAAAUAUGAUGGCAAUCACUACCUGGAAAUCAUCCUCCCACAGUCUUAUUUCUCAAAGGUACAUGGCAUGUGUGGUAAUUUCAAUGAUAAUCAUGAAGAUGAUCUGUCCUUGCCCAAUGGUACACUCGUCAGUGUCCCACAGUUUGGAAAUAGCUGGAAAGUGGAGGAAGACAGUGAUGAAGGUUGUUUAUCAGACUUAAGAGAAGAUGAUGUUCCUCCUUGCACUUCUGAGAGUAAACCAGCUAUUGAAAGCCAGUGCAAUGUCCUAAAAUCAGACAAUUUCAAAGCAUGUCAUGAUCUAGUCAAGCCUGAAGAUUUCAUACAGAUCUGCAUCUAUGACAUGUGCCAAUAUGAUGGCAUGAAGUCUACCCUCUGUGACAUAGUUCAAGUCUAUGUGGACACCUGUAGGAAUCAUGGAAUCACCGUUAAAUGGAGGAAUAGCACAUUCUGUCCAUUGCCCUGUCCAUCCCACAGCCAUUACACAGACUGUGUCUCCACGUGCCCAUCAACAUGCAAUGACAUUUUUGCCUCUUCCCUUUGUGAGAAGACAGAAGAGUGCAGAGAGGGCUGCGAGUGUGAUGAUAACUAUGUGCUCAGUAAUGGCGAGUGUGUACCUCUGAGCAAUUGUGGCUGCAGGGAUGAUGACAACAAUUACCACACCGCUGGGGAGACCUGGAUAACUCCACACUGCACCAAAAGAUGCAUGUGUCAGAAGAAUGGUGUCAUUAUAUGUAACAGCUAUAGUUGUGAUUCUAAAGAAACCUGCGUGAUCAAAAAUGGAAAAUACAAGUGCAACCCAACAGGUUUUGGGAAAUGCCAGAUCAUGGGCGAUCCACACUACAUCACCUUCGAUGGUCUGGUGCACCACUUUCAAGGGAAAUACACAUAUAUUCUGGUUCAGACCAUCCCUGACCUACCUGAUACCCUGAUGCAGUUCAGCAUUGAAGGCAUGAACUAUCCUUUUCGUCGAAGUCAACACAUUAGUAACCUGAAGGAGAUUCUCGUCAAUGUUUACAAUCACACAGUGCGAUUCAGGCAGAACAAGCAGCUUGUGUUGGAUGGUGUAAGAGCAAUACCACCUGCUCGUCCUCAUGAAGGUAUUCAUAUAUAUCAGAGGGCAACAAGAAUUUACCUGGAGACAGAUUUUGGCUUAUACGUGAGCUUCGAUGGCAAUCAAAAUGCAGAUAUAAAGCUGGCCAACACCUACAGCAACAGAGUGGAAGGCUUGUGUGGUGACUUUGAUGGAAGAUACAAAAAUGACUUCACAAAACCAGAUGGUGUUUGGGUGAAGAACGUAAAUACAUUUGGUGAGAGCUGGAAAGUUCCUGUGACAAGAACAGCCUCUCGCCUCAGGCGAGAUGUCAACUCAGAAGAUGAGUCCGAGGAGGAACCAGAUCCAGGGCUUUUCCAAGGCUGCAGUGAAAAUAAGCUGAAACAAGAAAACAGAACUUCGAGAUGUCAAAUCCUGAUUGACUCAAAUGGUCCUUUUGUAAACUGUCACUCCACAGUCUCACCAGAUUUCUAUUUCACGAGCUGCCUGUUUGAUAUGUGUGUGGAAGCAGAUGAGGAAGAAGAUGAGGAUGCUACCUUAUGUCGCAGUCUGGAGGAGUAUGUGCUGAAUUGUCAGCUGCAAGGAGUCAGUAUGGAAGGCUGGAGGCAACAGACGGAUUGUGGUAUAUCAUGUCCUGCCAACAGCAACUACAGCUCAUGCAUGUCUGCAUGCCCAGCGUCCUGCAGUGACUUGGCCAGCCCCUCUGAGUGUGAAUCGCCUUGUCUUGAAGGCUGUGAAUGUCUCCCUGGCUAUGUUCUUAGUGGUUUUGAUUGUGUGCCUUACAGGGAAUGUGGCUGCACAUACCUUGGCAAAUAUUAUGAGAUUGGAGAAAUAUUCACCACUGAUGACUGCUCUCAGAGAUGCCAGUGCACAGAAAGCUCCACUGUCUUCUGCUCAAACAUAGUGUGUGGAUCUGAUGAAAUUUGUGGCAUCUCAAACUACAGUCGUGGAUGCUACAGGAGUGGACCAUGUAUGCCAGAUCCUUGUAAGAAUGAUGGAGUUUGCUCUGAAACUACUGAUGGCACCUCUCUCUCCUUCCACUGUGAAUGUUCAGAAUUGUAUACAGGACAAACCUGCGAGGCUGAAAAGAGGGUCUUUGACACAGAGGAUCCUGAGAACCAUACAGUUGCCAUCGUCACUGGAGUUGUGGCAGGCGUAGUUGUUGUCACCAUUCUCAUCUCCUCUGCAGUGUACCUGUACAGAAGGAAGAGAAAGAUGGAUACACGUGAGAUAUCAAGGAAUAAUUCUUUGAAACAGUCCAGGAAUGUACUGGAUGACAGAGUACGUGAGCAUAAUUAUGGUUGCAUCGUGAACAAUGCAUUUGAUCAAAAUGAACCCCAAACUACAUACCUAUAGUUAGCAAUAUUUUUCCAAUUCAUUUGUAUUACUUUCUGCUCUUUUAUUUUAAUAGUAUUUCUAAUACUUUGAGAAGAAAUAAAUAAAUCGUUGCAUUUGCUGAAAA
Strigops habroptila (Kakapo) is the source of this 7228-nucleotide messenger RNA. Its product is annotated as zonadhesin-like. Gene Ontology annotation, molecular function: protein binding. NCBI's taxonomy places the organism in Eukaryota, Metazoa, Chordata, Aves, Psittaciformes, Psittacidae. Gene Ontology annotation, cellular component: membrane. Bases 1 to 7122 code for a protein of 2373 amino acids. The record is from RefSeq and is a predicted model, not a curated record. The transcript is spliced from 38 exons.